This is a messenger RNA of Acanthopagrus latus (yellowfin seabream), 2814 nucleotides long. RefSeq names its product coiled-coil domain-containing protein 92. NCBI's taxonomy places the organism in Eukaryota, Metazoa, Chordata, Actinopteri, Spariformes, Sparidae. The coding region runs from base 712 to 1599 and encodes 295 amino acids. The transcript has 4 exons. The record is from RefSeq and is a predicted model, not a curated record.
GGCCUGUCUCUGUCCAUGGUGCCCAAGUCACACUUGGUGGAUCUGACAGUGUUUCCUCCCUCCGUCACAUCUCGAUGUUGUUUUGUUUGUUUGUUUACUUGUUUACUUUUGCGAUCACAGCUGUGCGUCUCUCUUUUGUGCUCCCACGCGCUCUGUAUUGAUCCUCUCCCGGAGUCGACGCGCAGCUGAUCCGGGCUGCUCCCCUCCAAUCAGCUGCGCCUCUGACUCCGUCGUACGAUUUUCUUUCUUUCUUUUUAUUUUUUUCUCGCGUGUUUCUCGCUCGCGGUGGCUUGUUUUCAGCCGCCACACAGCAGCUCGAUGCCUCAGUUCUGUGGACGAGGAGGAGGAGGAGGAGAAAGAGACGUGCGCACGUAGUGCAAAAGAAAAAAAAAAUGGACUGCGCACUCUCCUCCGUCACAUCGAGCGGUCUGACAGCGUCCUCCUCCUGGUGAUGCUCGGAUGUAGCGGGAGCGAGGAGCGGUUCUGCCGGAGGAGCGCGGUGCCGUGUCGCAUUUUUACGCAGCGAUCCAGCCUCGAAUCAAACGGCGUCACAUGCAGCUGGAAAGCGCCUCAACGCUUCAGAUAAGAUGCGCUCGGGUGGAUGCGGCAGCACACAGGAUUCGGACCAGCACCGGAGGCCAGCAUGGACGUUUUUAUAACCGAGCGCGUCUAUUAGAUUUUGGCACUUAACAUCAAUUUAAAGACUCAGCCAUGGCUGAUGAGAGCAGCCUGUCUCGGCAGAUCGCGAGUGUGGACCGGAGCGUGGUGUUCCUCAGGCAGGAGCACCUCACCUUACUCCACGGCCUCCACCUGGAGAUCCUCUCCCUGCAGAAACGAUGCUCAGAGUUGACAAGCGAGCUGAAGGUGAAUCCUCCUGGCAGAAGCCAAAUAGAGUUACAGGAGGAAGAGGAGCUCCUGGAGGCCAGCUGUCGGCGCUUGGAAACCCGCCUGGCUGAGCGCGAUUGCACCUUAGGAGAGCUUCGUAAGGAGCUGGGUCACAAAGGGGCUUUGGUGGGAGCCCUCCGAGCCAAUCUCAAGGAAAAGGAGCGCCACUUCCUGGAGGAGCUGAAGCGCCGCAGCCACUGCUCCACCAUCCUCAACACGGAGCUGCAGAAGCAAACCGAGGCAGCAGCAUACCUCUCCUUCCAGCUGCACGCUGCCAGGCAGAAACUGCACCACCAGCGGAUGCAGCAGAGGCAGGGACUCCUCGCCAGAGCCAACAGUCAGGGGCCCCAGUGCGGUGCCGAGCUGAACUCUCCACAGAUGCCGCUGGGAGCCUCCCCUUCCUCUCCUGUGGUAAAGCCCAAGCGUAAGAGUGCUCGGGCGUCUUCAAGGGUGGAGCGCGCCCGGGAGUGCGUGCCCAUAGAGAAAGUGAUGGGCCCCGCAGAGCCGACAGCCAUGCCGGACCCCGCACUCUUCCUCCACCCCCGAAGGCACCGAGCUCGCUCCAGGCACACACAGAGACAGCCUCCACUGGGCCUGGAGAAGGAGGAUGAGGAGGACGGAGGUGGUGAAGGGCCGGUGGAGCCCCAGGAAGAAGCUGCCAGACUGGUGUCUUCAGCUGCAGCGCCCCCUGCUGCUGAGACAAAGGCAGAUUAGCUACUACUGUGACCUGCACUUUUAAAAAACGGUUAUCUCCUGUCAGACUGUUAAUGCUGUUAACUGUUGUUCUGCACCUUGACUGAAUUGAUACUGAGACUGGUUUUAUCUAUCGAAUUAUAUCACACUUACCGUAGACACUUUUUUUAAUAUGGACUUUGAUAUAACCUUAGAUAACUUGCAAAGAAAAACUCAGUGUCACUUUAAGUCGGUCUAGAUGAAGUUAGAUGAAUUAUCUGUUUACACCGGUGUCACAUGCUCAGUAUACUGUGGGGCCUUAUUUCAAAGCAGCCCCUGUUUGGAUUUAUGGGCGACGGUGAGUUUGAACAUGGCAGCAGCCAUUUUUAGGGGAGGACCAGGAGCAAUGUUGUGUGGCCCCGACCAACUGUGACCCAUCAAGGCUGAUCAUAAAUCAACCACGUGACCAAACGUUUGUGUGGCCCUGACUGAGGCACAGCUGCAAAUAUCUGAGGGCGUGUGCACGUCUGCGUGAGUCCGCCAUGUGAAAUAAUAUAGCCUGGUAGGAAAAAUUGAACAGGAACAGAUAACUUACAAACAUUUUAUUUCUUGUCCCAAAUUUAAGCGAUGACUCCUGCUGCAAAAGAAAUGUACACUUCAUAUCCAAUUCUCUGCAAGGUGUCCAUGGAAUCUAUUUGGUGGGACGAAACAUCACAGUCCCUCUUACCAGAACCCAUAAUCUUCAACUGGUUAUCUGGGCAACAAUUGUCUAAACUCCAACAUAAAAUCCUGACCUCAAUGACAGAAGGAGAAACAGAAUUUGACGUUUGUCUCAAACCAGUGUGCAGCGUAUUAAGUGCACAUAAAUGUAGCAACAAUUCAACAAUUCAGUCGAGUUCAAGUGACCAAAACACAAACUUUAUAAAUAGAUCUCAACUUAUUAAACUACACACUUAUGUAUCUCAUCUGAUAUUCUUGAAAUCAGGCUGGGGCUCCAACUAACGAUUGUUUUUAUCGUUACUUUCUCAAUUAAUCCAUUCAUUUUUUUGGUCUGUAAAAUGUUUGAUGAUAGUUUAAAGGGUCAAUCCAUGUUCCCCAAAGCCCAAAAUGUCGGUCGGUUUACUGUCAUAGAGCUGUGAAAAACAAAACAAUCCAAACCAGCAGAAAAUAUUCACAUUAAAAGAGCUGGAAUCAGUUGAUCUAGAUUACUAGAUUAGAUAAACUGAUGAAUCCAUUAUCAAAAGUACUUUAACAGUG